AUGGCUUCCGCUGGUCGCAGACUCUACAUCGGCCGAAUCCCACCCGACGCUACUCGGACUGAUGUCGAGAAGUACUUCGGUCGCUAUGGCACCCUGAUGGAUGUCCGAAUCAUGGCAGGCUUCGGCUUCUUGGAGUACGACUCCGUUCGUGAUGCCGAAGACGCAGUACACGACUUGAAUGGUCGUGACUUUAUGGGUGAACGCUUGAUCGUCGAGUUUGCCAAGGCCCCAAGAGGUCGGGACAUGCACAGUGGAGGCCAUAGUGGUGGUCCCCGUCGAGGUGGAUUCCGACUUCUCGUCAAGGGUUUAUCCCACGAAACUAGCUGGCAGGACUUGAAAGACUUUGCCCGUCAAGCCGGCAACGUCACCCGCGCUGACGUCGAUCGUAACCUCCCUGGUGAAGGGCUUAUCGAGUUCGGAUCUCAGGAUGAUGCGGACAAUGCAAUCCGCAAGCUCGACGGCACCGAGCUCAAAGGGAUGGUGGUCACACUGAUCGAAGAUCGUCCUGGAGGAGGAGGCCGACGUGACCGCUCACGCUCUCCGGGCGGCUACCGUGACUCGCGAGACCGGGAUCGCAGUCCACGUGACCGCAGUCGUGACCGGGAACGUGAACGCAGUCCUCGGGACCGUCGCUACGACCGGGAGCGCAGACGCAGCCCGCCCCCACGUGACGACCGGGACCGCGAACGUGACCGCGGCUACGAUCGCAAGGAGAGAGAGCGUUCGCCUCGCCGUGAUGUGCGAGCCGAUUCAGUCUCCAAGAAAUCGCCCUCUGAUUAG
Molecule: messenger RNA, 780 nt
Organism: Puccinia triticina
Lineage: Eukaryota; Fungi; Basidiomycota; Pucciniomycetes; Pucciniales; Pucciniaceae
Exons: 7
Coding region: 1-780 (259 amino acids)
Cellular component (GO): nucleus; ribonucleoprotein complex; cytoplasm
Molecular function (GO): mRNA binding
Source: RefSeq, a predicted model, not a curated record